Vitis riparia (riverbank grape) is the source of this 2916-nucleotide messenger RNA. Its product is annotated as serine/threonine protein phosphatase 2A regulatory subunit B''beta-like. The transcript is spliced from 13 exons. Gene Ontology annotation, cellular component: protein phosphatase type 2A complex. The record is from RefSeq and is a predicted model, not a curated record. Bases 496 to 2169 code for a protein of 557 amino acids. NCBI's taxonomy places the organism in Eukaryota, Viridiplantae, Streptophyta, Magnoliopsida, Vitales, Vitaceae. Gene Ontology annotation, molecular function: calcium ion binding; protein phosphatase regulator activity. Gene Ontology annotation, biological process: protein dephosphorylation.
CUGGGCAGUUUCAGUGCUUUCUGAGCAAGGGUUUCAUCUAAUUCGCUGCUUGUUCCCUUUUAAGGGUUUCUUUACCAUCCGGUUCGUACAAUUCCACCCCGAAUCUUCUCUGCACUUCGCUCUCGUUCUCCGAUUCUCCACUCUACAGUUUCCCUUGGUUCCUUCGCGAUCUCUACCGCGGCAUCGCUCAGGCGCCGUUGAAGUUGGACUUUAGUGGUUACAGAUCAGGCGGAACAUUCGAGGCGGAAACGAAGGACGUGAUUUUGAGAGUUGGAGUUUUGUGGGUCCCGUCUGUUGAGAAGUCAGGGUUUUGUCGGCUUGAAUUGGAGCUGAAGCAGGAGAGAAUGGGGAGGAGAGUGGAGUGUUGUUGUUUUGUGUGAUUUGGGUGUGGUGGUGUUUUUGGUGGCGGGAGGAGCGGGGUGGUUAGAUUAAUGUGAAGAAUUGGAGAUCUAGGGUUUACAGGCCUGGGCGUUGAUUUGUGUAUUGGGUCUUGCGAUGGAUGACAGAGAGAUGGUGGAUGCUGCGACUUUAGACCCUGAAUUGUUACAACUCCAAGAGGUGUCGUCGUUUGCGGUGAAAGCGAGUCCACAACUGGCUGACGAGUUGUUUGCUCAGUGGCUUUCGCUUCCGGACACUGGACGACUGGUGAAAUCUUUAAUUAAUGAUGCAAAAGCUGGUGCUUCCUUCAAUGCUUCUGUGAACUGUUCCAGUGCAAAUUCUGCUGCAAAUAAUCCAUUGCCUUCCCUGUUUCCUGCUGGCAGUGCUCCUCCCAUUUCACCAAGAAGCGCGUCCUCUUCUCCACGUGUUUCAAAGCAGAGAACCAGCCCUUCUUCACUAGGCUCUCCACUAAAAUUGGUCACUGAACCAGUUCGAGAACCCAUACCUCAGUUUUACUUUCAAAAUGGUCGUCCACCUCCAAAAGAGCUAAAAGAACAAUGUCUUUCUAGAGUCAAUCACAUUUUUGAUGACCAUUUGGAUGGAUUGCAAAUAAAUGAAGAAAAAUCUUCUUCUCUUGGAUGGAAUAAGUGUUUUUUCUUUGGUGAUGCAGAAUUUAAAUCGGUCACAAAGGACAUAUGCAGACUACCAUCAUUUUUCUCCUCGGCUCUUUUCAGAAAGAUUGAUACCGAUUGCAUUGGAAUAGUGACAAAGGAUGCAUUCAUCAAAUAUUGGGUUGAUGGCAAUAUGCUCACUGCAGAUGCUGCAACACAAAUAUUUAGAAUUCUAAAGCAACCAGAUUGCAAAUACCUUACUCAGGCCGACUUUAAACCUGUUCUGCAAGAUCUUUUGGCUACCCAUCCUGGUUUGGAAUUCUUACAAAGCACACCUGAAUUUCAGGAAAGAUAUGCUGAAACUGUCAUAUACAGAAUAUUUUACUACAUCAAUAGAUCAGGAAAUGGUCGUCUUACUCUCAGGGAGCUGAAACGUGGAAAUUUAAUUGCUGCAAUGCAACAUGCAGAUGAGGAAGAGGAUAUUAACAAAGUUCUGAGGUACUUUUCUUAUGAACACUUCUAUGUUAUAUACUGCAAGUUCUGGGAGCUGGACACAGAUCAUGAUUUCUUGAUUGACAAAGAGAAUCUCAUCAGAUAUGGUAAUCAUGCUCUUACCUACAGGAUCGUUGAUAGAAUAUUUUCACAGGUUCCAAGAAAGUUUACUAGCAAGAUUGAGGGGAAGAUGGGUUAUGAAGAUUUUGUUUACUUCAUGCUGUCAGAGGAGGAUAAGUCAUCAGAGCCUGGUCUUGAAUAUUGGUUCAAGUGCAUAGAUUUGGAUGGAAAUGGAGUGCUUACACUGAAUGAAAUGCAGUUCUUUUACGAGGAGCAGUUGCAUCGAAUGGAAUGCAUGGCCCAAGAGCCUGUACUAUUUGAGGAUAUCUUAUGUCAGAUAGUUGACAUGAUUGCACCAGAGAGGGAAGAAUAUAUCACCCUACGUGACUUGAAGGGAUGCAAACUUUCUGGAAAUGUUUUCAAUAUUCUUUUCAAUCUUAAUAAGUUCAUGGCUUUUGAAACUCGUGAUCCAUUUCUAAUACGCCAGGAACGAGAGGAUCCAACUUUGACAGAGUGGGACCGCUUUGCACAUAGAGAAUACAUUAGGCUUUCAAUGGAAGAAGAUGGUGAAGAUGUCUCAAAUGGAAGUGCAGAAGUUUGGGAUGAAUCACUUGAAGCUCCAUUUUGAGUUUGAUGAGUUGCCUACACGAACGCUGCUAAUGCUUCUUGAGCUUGGGCAUCGAAUGAAGAAACAACAGUUACCUGGAAAUACUCCUUGAAUGAAAACUCAGCAUGGUCUGCAUACAUCAUCCGAACUUGGUCAUGUAAUCCUCAAGUAUGCUUUCAUCUGGAAGGUAAUAUAAUUGCAUUUUUGCAAUUAAUGCAAAGCUGCACUCUGGAUUGCUACAGUGAAAUCUGUCUACAAAGAGAAUGCCAGUUGCUUCAUUGCAAAGGGUGGCUGAGUUGCUGACUGGUGAUUAUUCACCAUCCAGAACAAUAGUCAAGACUAUUGUUAUUCAAAUUUUUUUUAGGAAUCAGCUUCAUGUCCGUUGCUUUCUUUCCUCCUAGCAGCGGCGAAUGGUGGAAUGUGGCUGGCAUGGCAUGUUUGUCUUCCCUGCUAUGAUGGUAGGUAUAUUUUAGUCCUUUUUUCCUUUGUUUUUGCUUGUCCUUUCACCCCCUCCCCCCCUUCUGCAUGUGGUAUCUGGAUUGUGUUUAUAUGUUGUUUUAUUGGAUUUAUGAUGGAAAAGAAAUUGGGGGGAAAUUCUUUGGGUUGGUUGCAAGAAGACGAGAAAGAGACAACAAAAGAAAAAUGUUACUGCAAUUUGUUGUAGAAAAAUAUGUGGCUGCUGAAUUCCAAAAUUUCUAUGUAAGUCAUGAUAACAUCCAUGAGUUGUGUUCAUAAAAGUGCUUCCUUAUAAUAUACUUACGAAUUUGA